Vitrella brassicaformis is the source of this 2198-nucleotide messenger RNA. The record is from the annotation of a GenBank genome assembly. NCBI's taxonomy places the organism in Eukaryota, Vitrellaceae.
CCCGCGUGAAGGAUGGAGCCUGGCUGUCCAGAAAGAGUCUCGCUGACAGUUGACCUUUUGCGAGAGUGUGUGCGGCAAGAUGUUCUAUCUCGCUUGCGCAAGUCUUUUCCAACCACGUUCAAGGUGAGGUUCUCAACAGAUCAGCUCGAGGCAGAUCUUGGCACGGGAGCUCACGAUGUGCCUGACAUUGCCUGUGUCCACAGACUCACCUGGGCAUCCCUCCCGUCAGCCCCGAAUCGUUCAAUGCAUUCAUGUUUGAGGUGCUUGCGCACUCAUCGGUCAUAGGGGGCAGUGACCGGAAUGAAGAGCUGCUGCCGGGAUAUGAAUUGACAGUGGCCGAUGGCAGCCCUUCACUCAGGAAUGCCGUAUGGCAGGUAUGUGGGACAGCAGGAACUCACUCACAUUGAAUGUCACGUCUCUCACGUCUGUCUGUCUGUCUGUUGCCAUGGCGCAUCAGGUGUUUUUCAGAGGUGUGCAAAGCGGGAACAAGUCCGUCGAUGCAUUCCUGGCGGCAGCCAACGGGUUCCUACAGGAUGAGGGGCACAUAAAGGAGCUGAGGACGAUGAUCGAUCGUGCCCGACAAAGCGACGCCGCCAAUCCGUUGGUGUGCGACGGAAUACAAGAACGAUUCAUGGUAGGACGACGGCAGGAGGCAGUAGGUCACACGCGCAGACACACGAACACACACAUGUGAUGUCAGCCCUCUUCUUCUCCUCUUUGUAUGUGCUUCAGGCUUGGGUCAACGAGCGGCUGGCUGUUUGCCUGCCUUCCCUCCUAUCUGUUCUUCAAGAGGAGCUGACUCAGCUGCAAGGCAGCUUCCGAGAGCUGUGUGAGUCGUCUUUGGCCAUGAUGGACCAAUCCAUCCUCCCGGCGACAAAGCGGCGCAGAACCGAUGGCGAGACGAGUCAUGCGGCAGACAUAUCUGAUGCUCUUCCAGGUUGUGUCGUCGUUUCCGAGGUGAAAUGGAUCGACAAGCAAAUGCACACUCAUUGUUGAAUGUUCCUUUUCUCGUCAGGACGGCGGUAAGAAGACGGUGUGCUUCAGCCUGGACCCAGCCCUCACAGCAGCUUCGUCUGUGAUGCGUCGCAUGAACACGGCUCACGAGAUCCGGCGAGGGCAUGCCGUUAAAUUGUGGAGGAGAUAUUUCACUAGUGAUGCAUCACGGUCUGCACAUCGAGCCACAAGAGAUGUCAGCCUCGAUGAGGACGAUACCGAUGCGUCUUUCGCUGACCUGCAGGUGGGCACUUAUGCAUCUUGCAAAGCGACGGGGUCGCACCUGUGUGGGUGUCGUAUUCAGGGUGUCAUCUGUCGGCGAGUCGACGGACCUCAUAAUGCUGAAGCCAUCGAUGCCUGUCGUAUUCGCUUCAACCAUGCCGUGUGGAUCCUCCUCCACAGAUAUCAGGUCAAAGACUUCAUUGACACGGCACGAGGCCCCAUCCUACAUCGGUCCGUAUCGGUCCGUCUACUUUUAUUGCAGACAUUGUUCGGUCCUCGUAGUGGAGAGGGUAGCGGCUGGCAGCUAGCGGCACCAUCAGCCGUGCAUGAUAUGUUGAGAGAGGUCUUUGACGUCCAUCACGAGUGUUUCGCGUCGCCCCUCAACGCUCAUCACUCGACCUUCAACUCGCUUUUUCCCGAUGUUGACAGGCCCUUCGGUAGUCGAGGAAGCUUCUUCGCCGACGAGUCAUUCUCGGGCGGCGGCGCGUAUGAAGUAGGCCCGCCAUACGACGUCGGAGUGAUGGAGCGAAUGGUAGAAAAGCUGCUGUCACAUCUAUCCACAGCCAAAGAGGUGAGGACACAUCCAACCAGCCAGUCGAUCACUCAGCCAACCAGAGGGGGUCGGUUAAUGUGGGUGCGUCUGUAGAGUGGCGUUUCUCUUUCUUUCUACCUGGUGCUCCCUGAUUGGGACGUGUCGAGCAUUAAUCGACUGUUCAACUGUCCGUUCCACCAAUGGAGCUUCACGCUGCCUAAGAGGCAUCACAGGUGACAUGCGCAAGCACACAGGAGAGCAUCACCGUGGCUCGCCUGUGUGCACACCGUGCAGAUACUGCAGCGGACUUCAGCAUCAACGAAAGAACAAGCACCAGUACGUUCUGUGUGAGACGCCGACAUUAAUGAUGGGGCUUGAGACGCGCCCAACGACAGACAGGCCUGUAGAUCCAGACGUGCUCAAGUCGUUGAUCAAAGCAUGGAUGCCUUAG